AUGCCUCCCUUGACUAGAAACACUAGUCAGGCCAGGCAGGAAACGGACAGUAUGGAACGAAACCUUACUGAACAGGACAGGAUCGGACAAGAACAGCGAUUCGAAGGACAGGACGGCAGGGAUUUAGAUGAAGAAAGUAAUUUCGAAGGGGAACACGCAGGCGCAGUUCAAGAAGAAGGACGAGUCAGGACGGAAACGCACGAAGAGUUACUCUUUUGCGUACAAGAGGCUGAACGAGUACAGGAAGAACAGGAACAAGAAAAGGAAGCUCUCACUCGAGAGUUGAUGAAUGUUAGGGCGGAAAGAAUGUUAAGCGGUGAGACUGAGUCCGUUCCCGCUCAGGAGCGGGCUGAAACGUACGAAGAAUUACUCCGUCGCGCGGAAGAAGCUGCACGGGACCAAGAGAUUCAAGCCCAAGUCAACGAGGCUUUAGCUCGAGAAUUACGAGAGCUCAAGAAUCAACACGGAACCGGACAGAGAGUUGCUGUACGGGGAAUGUUAGGCGUCGAGAAGGCUCCAGGGAAGACCGGCUCGAUGUAUACCUGCGAGGACAUAUCCGGGAGUAAUGUAGAACGUAGGACUAGGGUAUAUAGAUGUAAUAACAGAUGA
Molecule: messenger RNA, 609 nt
Organism: Filobasidium floriforme
Lineage: Eukaryota; Fungi; Basidiomycota; Tremellomycetes; Filobasidiales; Filobasidiaceae
Exons: 1
Coding region: 1-609 (202 amino acids)
Source: RefSeq, a predicted model, not a curated record